Ornithorhynchus anatinus (platypus) is the source of this 2240-nucleotide messenger RNA. It is a transcript of the gene WTAP, whose product is annotated as WT1 associated protein. The record is from RefSeq and is a predicted model, not a curated record. Lineage: Eukaryota; Metazoa; Chordata; Mammalia; Monotremata; Ornithorhynchidae. The transcript is spliced from 8 exons. Gene Ontology annotation, cellular component: nucleus. Gene Ontology annotation, biological process: regulation of alternative mRNA splicing, via spliceosome. Bases 191 to 1426 code for a protein of 411 amino acids.
ACUCCGCUCGAACCGCCCGCCGUCGGGUUUUCAGCCUGGAUGCGCUGGCCGCGUUCAUCCGACCCGGGAAAGGACCGCAGAGGCUCUGGAGCAAUUCAGAGGGUCGGCGUAUCCUAGAUCUGGGCCGACCCCACAAAAUCUCGGCUGUCUGCCUCUGUGACAUCAUGCUCUGUGCCAGUGUGAAUUCAAAAUGACGAACGAAGAACCCCUCCCCAAAAAAGUCCGUCUUAGUGAAACAGACUUCAAAGUUAUGGCUAGAGAUGAGCUGAUCCUAAGGUGGAAGCAGUAUGAAGCCUAUGUCCAAGCUUUGGAGGGCAAAUACACCGAUCUUAACUCUAAUGAUGUAACUGGAUUGAGAGAAUCUGAAGAAAAGUUAAAGCAGCAACAGCAAGAGUCUGCCCGAAGGGAAAAUAUCCUUGUGAUGAGACUGGCAACUAAAGAGCAAGAGAUGCAGGAGUGUACUACUCAAAUUCAGUACCUCAAGCAAGUCCAGCAGCCUAGCGUGGCCCAACUGAGAUCAACCAUGGUGGACCCAGCCAUCAACUUGUUUUUCCUCAAAAUGAAAGGGGAACUGGAACAGACUAAAGACAAACUGGAACAAGCCCAAAAUGAACUGAGUGCCUGGAAAUUUACGCCUGAUAGCCAAACAGGCAAAAAGUUAAUGGCGAAGUGUCGAAUGCUUAUCCAGGAGAAUCAAGAGCUUGGAAGGCAGCUGUCCCAGGGCCGUAUUGCGCAACUUGAAGCAGAGUUGGCUUUACAGAAGAAAUAUAGUGAGGAACUUAAAAGCAGUCAGGAUGAGCUCAAUGACUUCAUCAUCCAGCUCGACGAAGAGGUCGAGGGCAUGCAGAGCACCAUUCUGGUUCUGCAGCAGCAACUCAAGGAAACUCGCCAGCAGCUGGCCCAGUACCAGCAGCAGCAGCAGCAGCAGCAGGCGCCGGCGCCGCCGGCCCAGGCCUCGGUCCCGGGUUCCAGCAGGACUCCGGCGUCCGAGCCCGCCGAGCAGGGGGAGGCUUUAGGGAAAGACUGCAGCCGCCUGGCUAACGGACCAAGUAACGGCAGCUCCUCCCACCAGAGGACACCGGGGCCCGGCUUUUACAGGGAGGGGAGCAACGCGGAAGACGACUUCCCUCCGUCCCCGGGCGACGCCAAUCAGGUCUCCAACAACUCCGAAGAGAGAACCGGCAGAGGAGGUGGUGGUGGCGGCGGCGGCGGUGGUUACGGAAACCAGCUCAGUACCGGGUACGAAAGCGUAGACUCUCCUACUGGCAGCGAGAACUCUCUCACACACCACUCAAAUGACACAGACUCCAAUCACGAUCCUCAAGAGGAGAAAGCGGUGAGCGGGAAAGGUAACCGGACUCUGGGUCCCCGGCACGUGCAGAACGGUUUGGACUCCAGUGUGAAUGUCCCGGGUUCCGUUUUGUAACGUUGCUUUUGGUGGUGGUUGUUUUUUUAUUUCUUGGUGGGGUUUCUUUUGUGGUUCGUUUCAUUUUUUUGGUGGGCUUGUUUUUUUUUUGCCGGCAACAUUUUUAUACUGUGUCGUUUAACUUGGGAGAGGAUUCUGCCCACAGACAAAUUAGCGCAUAUUUUUGGGUCACAAUUUGCCUUUCCGUGGGGCGCUUUGGGGUGGGUCGUCGGUUUUUUUUUUUUUUUUCCCCCCUGGUUUGGCUUAUUUGUUUUCUCUUUCUGUUGGGUUUUGUUUCGCUUCGAUACCUCUGCCACUUUGGAAGUUUUAACAGUUAAUUACGUUGAACGUCGCUAAGAGGACGUUCGUGUAGGCUCAAGUUAUUUUUAUAUGGGUUAACGUGAAGCUGAAAAUGGAAAUAGUCCCACAAGGUAUAACUCACAAUGAUGUCUGUACAAAUCUGUGUAUAUCUAGAACCUGUGCUGUGUAAGGGCAUUCUUACUCAUACUGUUAUUCUACUUAUGCAACGUUCGGAUACUUGUCAUAGUAGUCGUGGGUUUUAUGACUGCCAAGUUUGCCCAGUACAGUAGUUUUAUCACUAAAAGUCGGACUUGUUGAUGGAGUCCUGUAGUAGUUUCAGUGUUAAGUACAAUUUUUUCCACCAUACUACAUCUGUGCAUUUUCUCUUUAGGUGACUGAAUGUUUAAGAAUUUUGUGUGCAUAGUUACUCAGUUUUUAAGGAACUGUUGUAUCCUGUUAAUGCAUAUUGCUCUGUGACUCCAGUAUAUCUUACCUGUACUGACCAAACCUAAAUAAAGAUUUUUAAUAACGUUCA